AUGGAAGAAUUCCUCAAUGAGUUCGGUGUGAAGCAUGAGUUCUCUGCACCUCAUGUUCCUCAACAAAAUGGGGUGGUAGAGAGGAAGAACCGUUUCUUUUUGGGUUAUCCCUCGAAUGCACAUGCUUAUCGAGUCUUCACAAAAGUUGUUGAAAUUGGUAAGGAUGUGCAGUUCAAUGAAUCUAACGGCUCUCAGGAAGAGGAACUGCCAAUGUCUGUAGAUAUUGAAGAAAUUUCAGGAAAUAUCCAAAAGAUGGCCAUUGGUGAUAUUCGUCCAGAUGAAGUCAAGCAAAGAGUUCGUCUGAAGUACGCUAUCAACUCCCCACGCCCUAUUAAAGUAUUGCCCAGUCGUGGAAAGAAAGUGGUGUCGAAGCCCAAGGCCGAGAAGAAAGAGAAGGUCAAGAAGUUUAAGGAUGUGCCUGCUCCAACUACUGAAGAAAUCUUCGUUUUCUAUUCUUCAGAAGAUGAUGUGGAAGGGGAGACCAAGAUGAAGUGGAAACACCGUCUCCAGCAUAUCAUCCGCAAGCACUCCCAUGUGCUCGCAGCUGAGAUUCGGAGAAGAACAAAGGAAGCAGAGAAUGCCAACAUGUAUUUUUCUGCUCCCAAGCUGGGAAAUUUAAAGAUUGCCCGCAAAGAAGGAGGACCUCACCGUGAGGAAUUCAACAGCAGAGCUCUAAAGAUCAUCAGAGACAUUAACUAUGUUGACAUCUCCAAGAAGCCUAAGUCCAAGAAAUCUUCAGAUGCUGGAGACAGUGACGUUUUCCUGUCUGAACCUGUUGUUGAGUUGCGUGGUCCUGCCAGAGCAUCCAGGCUCAGAGGUUCUUCACUGCCUCCUCCUGUGCCUCGCAACAAGCCUACUGAAGACACUAAGGGCAAGGCAAAGAUGUCUGAGAAGAGAAAGGGCUCUAAAGACGCAGAGAAACCGUUUAAGAAGGAUCUGAAGAAAGUUAAGAGAGCCUCUGCUGUUGGACCUAGUUCUUCAUCGAAAGAUGUUGCGGAUGCUGCCGCAAUGGCUUCUGGAGAGACUCCAUAUCCUCCUCAAUUCGUUCAUAUCGACCCAGUUCUUCUUGCUGCCUUCAAUGAAGGAUCGCUCCCAGAGUCCCUCAUGAGCCAUGUUGAAGGUCUGUUCGUUGCCAAGGCUCAGGCUGAAGAAUGGGAGCAGAACCGUAGCUUACGUAUUGCCAGAAGUUUGGAUGAAGAAGAACGUGCUAAGAAGGAAUGUGUUGAGAAGGAGAAGAAAGAAAAGGAAAUUGCCUUGAAGACUCAAGCUGAGCUUGAGAAGAAGAAGAAGGCUCUGCUCGCUGAGCAAAUGAAGCAAGCAGCCGAAAGUAUGAAGGCUGAUAAGGCUAAGAGUGAUGCCAGGAAGAAAGCCGCCGAGAAAUCUCCUGAAGUACAGGGUGGAAAUGAAGAAGUUGACCGAGAGAAGACUGAAUAUGAGAAGACGAGGGAUGGCGCUCGUGAGAUCCAUCGUGAGAUUGGUCUCAAGCUCAGGAAUGAUCCAGCUGCCCCUUCUGACACUGAAGAAAGUCAGGAUUUACCACUGGCUGUUCUAACCAAGAAAAUCACAAUGACUCGCCAGGCGUCAGAGAUUGCUGAAGUGAACAAGACUGCUAAGGAGUUUGGUCUGAGGAUCAAAGUCCCUGCUGGAAGAAAUCCCUCCACUUCAUCAUCUGUGGCAGAUCCUCGGAAGAAGAAAGCUAUUGACACCCUUGUGCCCGAUACAUCGAGUGUCAAGCUUCCUUCACUCCUUGAGGAACAGGAAGAAGCUGCUUCAUCACCAACAGUACUAUCUGAGCAAACCGCUCAGCUGGAAGAAGGAGAUGAGGUGAACAAUAAUUCAAAAUUCCCAAAUGGCGAGCUAUAA
Brachypodium distachyon (stiff brome) is the source of this 1863-nucleotide messenger RNA. RefSeq lists its product as uncharacterized. Gene Ontology annotation, biological process: DNA integration. The record is from RefSeq and is a predicted model, not a curated record. The transcript is spliced from 5 exons. Lineage: Eukaryota; Viridiplantae; Streptophyta; Magnoliopsida; Poales; Poaceae. Gene Ontology annotation, molecular function: nucleic acid binding. The coding region runs from base 1 to 1863 and encodes 620 amino acids.